AUGGAGCACCUCGCCACUCGCAUCAUCAAAAUCAUCCUUCUCUUCCUGCUCCUCCUCGUCAUCCUUAUCAUCAUCCUCCUCCUCCUCCUCCUCGUCGUCGUCGUCGUCGUCGCGCCCGCGCCCGCGAGGCUGCUGAUGGAGCACCUCGAGGACUGGCACGACAUCCUGCAGGUCUCCGUGGGCCCCGAGGGGCUGCCGGUGGCCCUCUCGUACCGGGUGCGCCACACGCUCGGCCUGUCCCUCUUCGACCACACCCAGGUCCACCUCUCCGAGUCGAGCGCCGCCGACGGGCCUCGCGUGCCCCCGCGGGUGCAGACGCCCGACGGCAAGGGCGGCCCGGGCGAACAGCCGGCGCCCUCGUUCCUGGGCAAGUAUUGGUGG
This is a messenger RNA of Prorocentrum cordatum, 381 nucleotides long. The record is from the annotation of a GenBank genome assembly. Lineage: Eukaryota; Dinophyceae; Prorocentrales; Prorocentraceae.